Molecule: messenger RNA, 1578 nt
Organism: Beta vulgaris subsp. vulgaris (sugar beet)
Lineage: Eukaryota; Viridiplantae; Streptophyta; Magnoliopsida; Caryophyllales; Amaranthaceae
Exons: 1
Coding region: 215-1156 (313 amino acids)
Source: RefSeq, a predicted model, not a curated record
CAAGUGAAAUUUAGCAGCGGCAACAAUAACAGCAGCGUGGUGGAGCUUUCCAAGUUGACAACCUCCAUUUCAAGUUUCUAGUCUGUGUUAGCCGCUGACGUUGACCAUCUUCCUUCCUCAGCAAUUAUACAGAACAACACCACCAAUUACCAAACCCAGAUUUCAAUAAUCAUAAAUCAUAAAUCAUAAAUCAUAAAUCAUCAAUACAAAAACAAUGGGCCUCUUUUCAAUGGCCUUCGCAGGCGGAAGUUUCAUACUAAUUGGAGCUUGGGAAUCUCUCUCCUCUUCUUCUUCAUCCAAUAAACCUCGUAAUUUCUCCACAAUAACCCUAAUUUCAACCUUUUUCCUAUCUCUUCUCUUCAUCAUCGACUCUUUUCUCUCAUUCUUCAAUGCAAUCUCAUCAAACGACAAAUUGGGUUCUUCUCUUCAACUUCAGGUACUCGCAAUUUCCUCUCUUUUCUUAAUGUUUUCACUUCUUGGUCUCCUCAAUUUCUUCUCCAAAUCUUACUCUUUUCCUUACCCUUUACUCAAUUUGAUUCUUCUCUUCGCUUUUUUCGAAGAAUUCUUGUUGUUUCAUCUUCAUUUGAAGGAUUCUACUGGGAUUGAGAAUCGUUACUAUGAUUUAAUGCUUGUUCCCAUUUCAAUUUGUGUGAUUUCCACUUUGAUUGAGUUGAUUUCCCCAGAUUCCGGAAUCCCUAAAUUAGGUCGUGGGUUAGGGUUAAUCUUGAAGGGGACUUGGUUUGUGCAAAUGGGUUUUUCUUUUUUUACGGAUUGGAUUGCGCAUAAUUGUGAUUUGGGUUAUAAGAGUAGGGGGAAUUAUACGAUUAAGUGUAAGGGUCAUAUGGACUCACAUCGUGGUGGUGCAAUUGCUGUGCUGUUGUUUAAUUGCCACCUUGCUUUUCUUGUUGCUCUGAUUUGUGGGGUGUUUUCGGUUUUUGGGAGAAAUUUCGUUGGCGAGGGUAAUUACUCGAAUUAUCGGUCCCUUGGUGCGGAGAUGCAAAGGAUGGAGAACCAAGGAAGGUUUACUCUGGAUUCAGAUUCAGAUGAUGGUGGCAUUGCCGAGAUUAAACAAGAAGAAGGCGAUGCCGGGUUGAGACCAGAGAAUGGUGCUCUGGAGGUGGGUAUCAAUGGUCAUGGCUCUCAUUCUGUGAAUUAGGUAGAUUUGUGGUCUGAUUGAGUUGAAGCAUUUCUUGCUUUGAUGCGAAAGAUGGAAUUAUGCAUAGAUGAUGGAGGGGGUGAUGGGAGUAAUUCACGAAGGGAGUGGAUUGCGAAAAGGAAUUGAUACCCUGACUUAGAGUUAGAUAGCUGUGGUCGUCAUCUUUGUGUUAGGUGGUCAUAGCUACGAGUGUAAUGAAGCAUUCACAUUCAUUUCUUUUUGCCAAUGCUCUGUGUAUCAAGGCAUACUGUUGUUUAGUUUGUACUAUACAAACUUGGCCUAAGUUUUGCAAUGCAAUAGAACCAUACCUUUUCUUGCUCGUAUACUUUUUUGUUAUAAACGUUUGUAAUUGUGUGUAUAGUGUUGUGUCUUCUGUUUUUGUUCCUCAUCAAUAAAAAGGUUCUAUAGAUCGUUCUGUUGAU